UGUCCCUGGGCUCAGAUCCAAAACCUUACACCCACCCUUCCUUGUUUACUCGCUGUUGGUGGCUUGAACUGCCGCUCGAGCCGCUCUUUCCUCGCUCUUUUCAACGUACUUGCCAACAUGCAGGUCGCCGUAGAAGAUGACCUUCUCUCGUUGACCCAGUCCUUGUUACUCGACGAUGUGCGAGUCACUGUCCUAGUGUCUCAACUCCAAUUUGAACCAUAUCUUAAUCCGUCGCAAGAUGAAACUUUGGCUACACUUGGGGGAGUAGAUGAGGAGCUUCGAUCGUUCCUUCGACGCAUAGUUCUGACACGGACACAUAUAUCGCCUGCAGCUGCAUACCUUGCAUCACUUCUGCGAGGAUGCGGCUACACUAUCAACCUAGUGGAGCGGCAGCUGCGACUUUAUGGCUCCAGCUACGGUGCGCGAGGUUAUGUCGCCGGUCGCUGGCCUCAGGCCCUGGUGGCAUUGCAGCAAUACAAGGCACUUCUCCGCGAAGGGCUUCGGCUCUUCAACCCCAACAGGUAAGCAUGACCUCGUGAUCAUCGUCCCCUAUCUUCGUCUGACCCAGUCGAAUCAUUCAGUCUUCGCCCGCCAUUCGAGGAACACCCACUCGCAAACGAUAUCGAGUACCAAAACACCAUCAUUCAACAGCUCUUACAAGACCAAGUCGAGUUCGAAGCCUCCCACUGGCAUGAGGUCUACCAAAACCACGAAGAAAUUGAAGUGCGCUCUGAGUACCCUCCAUCCACCUAUGUUACUCCUCCCAGCAGUAUCAGAGAUGGAGAUGACCCAGACGAUCCGCCGAUCCCCUU
Aspergillus brunneoviolaceus CBS 621.78 is the source of this 812-nucleotide messenger RNA. RefSeq lists its product as uncharacterized. The coding region runs from base 118 to 525 and encodes 135 amino acids. Lineage: Eukaryota; Fungi; Ascomycota; Eurotiomycetes; Eurotiales; Aspergillaceae. The transcript has a single exon. The record is from RefSeq and is a predicted model, not a curated record.